AUGGUUCAUCUCUAUGUGAAAACAUUAAAGAAUGAUGCGACUACACAUCAACAAAAAUGUUUUUUGCGCAAGCUAAUGCCUAAAAUUCGAAGGUCUACAGUUCGAAAGAUCAAAAAAUUUACAAUUGACUUUGGAGGGAGAUUCUUUGUGCUAUUAUUUUUUGUAUCUUUUACAUGGUAUGUGAGCAGCAAAUCCUUCGUUGAUUCCCCCCCAGAGUCCAACCCACAUUCUUUUCACUACAAAAUUCUGGAAACGGAUACUUGUUCAGAUCAGCCCAACAUGACUGUAGUGAUACUAGCUCAUUCGUCACCAUCAAACAUUGAACGGAGGAAUUCUUUGAGAAGAUCCUGGGCCAAUUAUAAAUUGCUUGGUUCUCAGAAUACAUCUCUUUUGUUUUUCAUGGGUCAUUCUCGCUCAUCCCAAAUCAAUAAGGCGAUUGUUAGGGAAAGUGAACUCCAUCACGAUAUUAUACAAGAAGACUAUGUCGAUUCAUAUCGCAAUAUGACUUACAAGUUUAUGUCAGCUAUCAAAUGGACAAUUAAAUUUUGCUCCCAUGUGCGGUAUGUGUUAAAAGUCGAUGAUGAUGUUUUUGUCAACAUUCACGCACUUGGACCAUUCUUGCGAAAACCUGAGAUUACGUCUUUGUUGGAUUAUCGCUCUAUUCUUUGCAAAACUUGUGUCAAUGAAAAACCAGUGCGACGACAAAGAAAGCAUUUCAGCAAAUGGGUUGUGACUUUUCGAGAAUUUCGGGCUAGAGUUUACCCAGUUUACUGUUCGGGUAUGUUUGUUCUGUUGAGUUUAAAGAAUGCAAAGAAAAUAUUUGAGAUGUCAAUGCAACUUUCUUAUUUUUGGAUCGAUGAUGUUUUUAUGACUGGAAUCGUUGCUGCUAAACUUAACUUGCUACAUUAUCAUUUGCCAAACAUUUGA
This is a messenger RNA of Acanthosepion pharaonis, 927 nucleotides long. NCBI's taxonomy places the organism in Eukaryota, Metazoa, Mollusca, Cephalopoda, Sepiida, Sepiidae. The record is from the annotation of a GenBank genome assembly.